AUGAAGACUACACUCGGCCUCUGUCUUUUCCUUGCUACCCAUGUACAUGCAGGUAUGACCGCCUUAAUGGUUGGAUCAAAAGAGUCUGGACACAUUUAGAAAGCAUUGCUCCUUCCAUCCCUACAUCAACGCCCGCUGCUCUGGACAGCUCACCGUUCGACAUGGAUGAAGAGCUGACCACAAUUGCCGCUUCAUGCCUGAGCCUUCAAGAGCACGAGCAACUAUUGGGUCAUUUAUUCAAGGGCUUUUAUGCGCGAAUUAGAAGUUACCAAUUGAUCCUAACAGCGGAGCAGAUCAUUGGCCUUACGGAAGUGCGCGCUGCUCUCGGAGAAGCCGAGCGAAGAGGAGGUCGCAGCCGCCUCCACUAUCGAGCAAUACUUUGAGUUGAGCGAGUCGCGUACAGAAAAUAUCAGUCUCGAUAGCGGCUACUUUUUUGAGAAAAAUUCGCCUCCCGUUAUCGCGUUCUUAGACAAAUGCUUUCCCGCCCUUCGCAACAUUUUUAAGCGAAAAUUUGAAGAGAUUUGUCGUCUAGAUGCACGAGGGACAGUAGACAGAAAAACAAUUGAUCAUUUCAUUCGCGAGUAUCACAUAAUUUUUGGCAAACUAUCCCGUGCGACUUUUUAAAUGCAUGGUAGAUAUUAUGAUGCAACAACCAAUGAGUGCUGGAAGGAGUUUUAGUAGGUAUUGUUGCACUAUUUGAAAUAUGUAUAUCAAUGUAUUGUUUACAAAUCUAUAAGAAUAUUUAGCAUACUUGUCGGAGAUGCCUUUCGGAAGACGCUUCUGCCAAUCGCCCACUCCAGAGUACCAAAUGAAUAUCAUCUUCUUGUGCAACUUUAAAACUUCAAAGUUGGAAAUGGUUGUUUCAGGACAACAGAGUGGGCAGUUCCCAGUUCGUGGGCAAUCCAGGCAGCAGUAUUUGGAUCGGAGUCUACGGUUCCGAGAGGAGCAUCCCCUUUUUGACGACAGAACAGGAACAGCUAGCGCCUAUUCGGCAACUACUGGAAGUUGGGCCGGCCAGUGGAUCAGUUCGGAGUGCGAGAAAGUGGAAAUGGCAUACAUGUGCGAUAUACCGAUUUUCUUGUUGAAAAGGAUGGUUGUGAUAAGACUGUUUGUGAGAAGCGCCCGUAAACUCCUCGUCAUUUUUCUUCUAUCUUCCUUCCCAUAGAUAAGCACUUUCAGUUGCAUACUCUUUGAAAAUGAGGUGCAUCGUCAUUUUCAUCGUUUUUCUCUCCUCGGCUUAUGCACAGAAUUUCGUAUGCACAAAUGGUUUCACACUAGUUAAUGACAAGUGUUUGAGACUGUUUUCGUCUCUCGUAAACCACGAAACAGCAGAGAGAACGUGCACAUCCUACGGCGGAAAUCUGGUCACAAUUAAAAACUCCAUCGUGAGUCCAACGUUAAAAUGAACCACAAAAUAUGUACGUUUUCCAGGAGAACCGUGCGAUUUCCACUUUCGUUGGCACCUCAGUCUCUCAGAUUUGGAUUGGUCUCUACUGUUUCAACAGUCUCCAGUCGGGAUGUCUGUGGGAUGAUGCGAGUGGUUCAGCAACUGUCUACGACAACUUUGCAAGCGGUAAUAUAAACGAGACUACUUAUGAUUGUUCCGAUUUUCAGGCUUCCCGUACGAAAGUGUUGGCAACUGCGUCUAUUAUUUGACAACUGGAAACUUGGCGGGACGAUGGGUGAGCGGAGAGUGCGAUAAUUUGUUGAGUGCGGCAGUCUGCGAGCUCCCGCCCACGUUUGCAGGUCUGAAACGCGGAGAGUCACUUUGAACCUGUUACCCAAAUUAUUUCAGAUAGUUGUAGUUACAAUUUCGACGGUAACUGUUAUUCGAUGCCCACGGGUCCUCAAACGUUUUCGAAUGCUCAACUCUACUGCGAAUCGCAAUCUGCCAACCUGGUCUCAAUUCACUCCUUCAAGGAACUCCGAUUCAUUAUCUCUACAUUCUCUUCGUACAACAGCAUUUUCCUCGGUGGUUUCUUGGUCACGACGAACAUGCCGAUCUGGAUAGACAGAUCUGCUUGGAAUUACAGUAACUUCGAUACCGGUUCCCUUUCCGCGGGAAACUGUAUAAAAAUGGCAACGUUAACAUCCGGUAAUUACUUGAAAGGCACUUGGUACGCUUCGGAUUGUGGAUCUAGCGGCUACUACGUCUGCAAGAGUCCAGCAGGUACGCAGAACACAACUACAGCACCUCCGGUCACCAUCAGCCCGUCGAGUUCCCCGUCUUGUAACACUACAAUUCUGAUGACUCCUGGCACUUUCACAUCACCUCAUUAUCCGUCUAAUUACGAUAACAACCUGUUCUGCACGUACAGUUUGGCUACUUUGGGAGCUUAUCGAAUCAACUUACAAUUCGUAUCGUUCAACACGGAGCAGAAAUUCGAUUCGGUGUUUGUGUACGACGGGAAUUCGUUGAACGCUCCUCAAAUCGGCAACCUGAGUGGAGGUCUCACAACUCCAAUCAACUUCCAAUCAACUGCAAAUACUUUGUUCGUCACUUUCAAAACUGACAACAGCAACGUUUAUUCAGGAUUCAGCGCCAAAUUCGCAGCUUUCUGA
This is a messenger RNA of Caenorhabditis sp. 36 PRJEB53466, 2562 nucleotides long. The record is from the annotation of a GenBank genome assembly. Lineage: Eukaryota; Metazoa; Nematoda; Chromadorea; Rhabditida; Rhabditidae.